CUAUAACUAUCUGCGCCUGUGCACAUGAGGCUGGUUCUAAUCACUUCGAAAGUGCUUGGCUAUGGCCUACCGUAAUGGCCUGCAUGGCUUUAGGCCAAAGUACCUCCAGUUCCUCUGGAGGUGGGAGCGGAUGGCAGGAGAUGGGCCUGUGGUGACAGCCGUCUUGGAUUACAGCCACUGUAACCUGGAGGCGAGGCUAAAGAUAAACGUGGAGGGAGCUAAAGACGAGGAGAUGAGGGCGGACCAGGGACUACAGGCGGCCAUCACAGAGGGCGAGAACCGAGCCAAGAGGAGGUACAGGAGAGACGGGAUCACAGAGGAGGUCAAGGUGACUGUCUCGUACCUAGAGGCAGAAUCCUCAGCUGGUACUACGGAGAGGGAACAGGAAACCCGGGACACUGAGGCAGAGAGCGAAGCGAGUGACUUGGACGUGGAAACCCAGUCCUGGCACGGACUGGACCAAUGGCAUCGGGACCAUGUGCUAGCUGAAGCGGUGGAGGAUGACCCGAAGGCCAGCUCGCGAAGGGCAUGAGACUAGGACCGCCACUCAGUCACAGAGGGGACGGACACGAUUGGUGAGAGAGAGAGAGAGUUACGUCGUGUGUUCGAAAUCGUCUCAGCUCCGUGUC
This is a messenger RNA of Chara braunii, 629 nucleotides long. The record is from the annotation of a GenBank genome assembly. NCBI's taxonomy places the organism in Eukaryota, Viridiplantae, Streptophyta, Charophyceae, Charales, Characeae.